AUGAGCGAGCCGCACACAGCACCGUCAACGCCGCGUGUAGUACCCGGCGCCCCUCCGCCUGCGGUAUCAAAAAGCCAGGCGAAAAAACGGCGCAAGGCAGCCAACGCCAGCGUCGCGCUGCCCGACAGCACCGCAGCGGCGCUGACCGAGAAGGCGCCAGAACCGACUGACAUCGCAGCCGGAGCUGUGGCGAACGAGCUCGUGGCCCAGCCGCCAGUAAAUGGUGACGCCGCGGCGGCCUCCCCCGCCACACCUGCAGCGGCAGUGGACGCCGAGUCGCGCAAGCCUGGCGCGGUCGAGGAGCUUAUUACGAAGCGCAUCAAGGCAACCUCGAAAAAGAUUUCCCGAAUACAGACAUACGCGUCUACUCCGGAUGAUCAGCUCAACGAUGAUCAGCGCCGCGCACGCGCGACUCUCUCGGGACUCGAGGCUGUUGCAAAGGAGCUCGAGGAAGUCCGUAAAGUCGUGCAGACGCAUGAGUCGGAGGUCGAGCGAGAGCGCGCGGCGAUCGAAGAGGCUGCCGCAGCGCGUGUUGCAGCGGCCGAGCGCGAUGCUCAGGAGCGUGCAGCUGCGCUGUUCACUUUCUUGCGCUUACACGGGGCGCUCGCUGCUCAAGAUCCUCGCCUUGGUUCUCUCGGACUUAUUGAAGCGGAACAUAACGCCAUCUUCCAUGCUGGUCACACCCUUUUCCAUGACUUCGGCGACGCACGCGCUGCACUCGUUGGCGGACUCAUGACUGGUGACGGCGAGUUCCACGGUGUACCCCAUUCGCGUUUGCUUGAGCUGUCAACUCAAUACAUUCAGCUUCCCGUAUAUGCGCCCGAGAUGCCCGUACCUGAACCUGUUGUCGAGGUCGUUGCAGUAGGCAUGCCGGAGCCUGCACCAAGUGGCGGUAUCUCCUUCAUGACCGAGAGCGAGAUCGAUGUUACUACUUCCGAGAGUCAAGAGUGGGUCAAGGUCGACGGUAGUGUCGAGACCCCCGUUAUGCCCACACCGGAGCCCGCCGUUGACAUCGUGUCCGUUGAAGUCGAGGUUGAGGUUCCUGCUCCGCCCAUGCCAAGACCUGAAAUUGAGAGACAAGGGACGCUCAAUUGGGCCGAGGACGACGACGAAGACGGGUUACCAUCUAUCGCGGGACUCCACGCGACAUUCGGUACGUCCGGCGCUGCAACACCAACGGCGCCACUCGAGCCUACAGCACCUACAAUGCCCGAGGCUCAGCCGGCCUUCGCACCCGCCCCCACACCUGGCGCUGCCCCGACGUCUACACCUGCUCCUGCGCCACCCGCACCCGAGGAUGACGGCUUCGUCAGUGUCGGGAGGGGCCGUGGUGGUCGUGGCGGCCCUGACCAAAAUCGUGGCGGACGGGGCUUCCGUGGUGGCUUCCGCGGCGGUGACCGCGGCAACUUCAGAGGUGGUGAUCGCGGCGGCUUCCGGGGAGGUGAUCGCGGUGGAUUCCGUGGCGCUGGAGGAUUCCGCGGUGAUGGUGAACGAGGAGGGUUCCGUGGCGGGCGUGGCGGCUGGAGAGGUGGCGAUGAUGGCGAGUGGCGCGGACGUGGGCGUGGUCGCGGUCGUGGUGGCUUUGAGCCUCGCGGCGGCCCGCCACCGAACGCAUAG
Peniophora sp. CBMAI 1063 is the source of this 1617-nucleotide messenger RNA. The record is from the annotation of a GenBank genome assembly. NCBI's taxonomy places the organism in Eukaryota, Fungi, Basidiomycota, Agaricomycetes, Russulales, Peniophoraceae.